AACGUAAUUUAUGUAUAGUUUGAGUGCUUUAUUGACUACAAAUUGUUUCCAUUGUUUUCAUCGAUUGUCUCAUAAAUUGAAUGUCAAUUCUGGCGACUGCUAUGACCUCACAUGUGGUGACCGCCGAACCCGUGGCCGAAGAGAAACCAAUAGACAGGGAGAAGAAAUGUCCAUUACUUCUUCGUGUGUUUCUCUCGAUGAACGGCAGACACAACAACUGCAAUGAGUUCUCGCGUAACGAAUGUCCACCGAAUGAGCUUCAGGUGUACACUUGGACUGACGCCACACUCAAAGAGAUAACCGGUUUGGUCAAAGAAGUGAAUCCAGAUGCCCGACGAAAGGGAACAUUCUUUGACUUUGCUUUGGUAUAUCCCGACCCUCGCGGACCUAUUUAUAGGAUGCGAGACAUUGGCACAACUUGUAGUGGUGUCAAAAAUCCCGACGAUAUUAAGACUCUGGCCGAUUGUCGCUUUCAAAUCGGCGAUUAUUUAGAUAUCGCUAUUCAAACGCCAACAGAUCGACGGCCAGUCAACAGACGUGACGGCGGCGGCGGAGGAUAUAUGGGUCGACAACACGAUCGUCGCGACCGACCGUAUUAGACGUUUAUACAACAAGUCAUUCAAAUCACAUGAGUUGCGCUUCAUUUAACACUUUU
Molecule: messenger RNA, 655 nt
Organism: Oppia nitens
Lineage: Eukaryota; Metazoa; Arthropoda; Arachnida; Sarcoptiformes; Oppiidae
Gene: Bin1
Product: histone deacetylase complex subunit SAP18-like
Exons: 2
Coding region: 81-599 (172 amino acids)
Biological process (GO): negative regulation of DNA-templated transcription
Cellular component (GO): nucleus
Molecular function (GO): transcription corepressor activity; transcription factor binding
Source: RefSeq, a predicted model, not a curated record